AUGGAGUCUCCCGCAGAGCGCCGCCGCCGCCGCCGUAGAGUCCCGGAUGCAAUUCGAAAGCGGGCACCCCGGGCGUGUGAUCGAUGUAAGGCACGCAAGAACAAAUGUAUCGAAACUCCUUCUGGUGUAUGUGUGCGAUGUACUGAGGGAUCUCAUCCAUGCCGCUUCGAACGGGAGCGUAGCCCAGCUGGUGAAGAACAUGAGGCCUCGACUUCGACAAUAACUUCAAUAACCGCGGGCACAAGAUCUAUCGGCAUUCCAGAGCGAGAGUCGAAUCGGACAAACAACGAUGUCUCUUUUACUCUCAAUACACCUUUGGGUCAAAGCAUGAACGACGAGUUCUCUCCCGCAGAUAGCGCGCCUUCAGAAGCCUUCAUGUGGCCGCGCUUCCUAUCCCGUCUACGGGAUGCCUUUUGUCUCGACUCACAGCCACCAUCGGGAGAUCAGGAUCUGGCAAGCCUGCAGCCUCGAAUAUCGGUUACAUAUCCAGCUGAUCCUGCCGAGCGUAGGCGCAUCAAGAGAGCAGUGAAGAGCUUUCCCCCGCGCGGUGUCGCCGACUUUCUGGUGUCGGUUUGCAUCGCUUACGGGACCGAUAUUUUCUUCUACCUUGACCAGAGCCACUUCAUGGCAGAACUCGAUCAACUGUAUAAUGACGAACAGUCGACUUUGAGAGAAGAUGCCGGUUUUGUUUGUCUUGUCUUGGCAGUCUUCGCGCUAGGGAGCCAGUGGACAGCGCUGGCAAGACCGGAAGACCCGAGCAGUGCAGCCUCGACGGAAGAUCGGAGCGUUGAUCCUGGCCGGAUAUUCUACAAUCAGGCUCGCAUUUUGAUCUCUGAUCUACUAGACCGGCCUUGCAUCAAGUCAGUUCAAGCGACUUUCAUUCUGGGCGUUUACCUAAUGCCGGCCAGCGCCAUCAGUGCCUCCUAUGUGUACAUGGGAUUAGCACUGCGAAAGGCUCUGGCUAUUGGGCUCCACCAAGAACCUGACGACCCCUCUUUGACCGAGGACGAGAAGGAAACCAGACGGAGGCUCUGGUGGUCGAUUUACUCCCUUGAAAGAACGGUCACCAUCAAGCUCAAUCGACCGCGAUCCGUAGACCAGGAGAUCAUCACAGCGGGUCUGCCGAAACCAACUUCACGGGACGCGUCUCAGAAGUUUGACAACUUACAGCAUCAAAUAGCAAAUGCAGCGUUCGUCAGAAUCAUUGACAAGCUUUCAGAGCCUGGGUCAGUUGACUUGAGUAGUCCUAAACAAUGCCCCAAGGCUAAUGUGCUCAGCAGAGGAUGGUCGAAUACCAAUCAUUCGCACACAGGAGCUUUAAGACGUCCCACAGAUGCCCAAAUAUCUCUAAAGGCAUGGAAAAAGGGGCUCCCGUCAUCACUCAAGCUGCAAAAUGUCGAUCCAAAGUCAUCCAGCUAUCGCGCCGUUUUCCACCUGCACCUCAACUACUACUUCGCCUGGAUCGACAUGGGCAAGGUCUCCGUGGUGACUGUUGUCCGCGCUCGUCUGCAAACGAUUUUCCACGCAAGCGCCGGUCAAUCCGAUGUGCCUAGAGACGUAGAGCAGUCCUCAGAAGCAUGCAUCAAAGCAGCCAAGAAGAUGCUGGAACUUUUCGAGGGCCUUUGUCGCGGGGGCAAUAUGGCGCGGUUCUCCUUCACAGACUUCCAAGGAUGCAGCAUUGCCACGAUUAUCGUCCUCCUUGCCGGAAUCCUGGACCGUGAUUCUGGGUACGAGGGGCGGGUGGCUUUUGGACUUGACUGUCUCCGCAAGAUGUCCAGCUUCGGGAACACGACAGCAAAGAUGGGAGUCCGCUUCGUUGAGGCCCUACAGUUCAUCACGAAUGAAGCUAGGUCCAAGCUGGUGAUGGCUCGGAGAAGAGAGAUGAGUCAGGCUCAAGAAGCCUCAUCAGGACAGGCAGAGGGCUAUGGACGAUGGGCAGAAUGGCUGGCGACUGCUGAGGUGGUUGGCAGCCCUUCGAGCGACGAGUCCGAUCUCGAGGGGGAGCAGUCGGGGCAGCCGCCGGCUCCUGCUCAUGGCCCAUUGAUAUCACCAGACAUCAUGCUCUCGUCUCCAUGGGAAGAAGCAGCAGCUCUCCAGUUACAAGAGAUGUCAGCCUCGAGUUUCGGCAUGCCAGCGCCGGAAGGGGUGGCAGCUGAUGAAACCACGUUGAUGCCCUUGCCCACGGGAGAAGAAGCCUGGCUGCCAUCUUUUGCAUGGAAUGAUGACCAGAUGUACUUGAUGGGUUUGACUGGUAUGGAUGGACUAGACUUCAUGGGAGGGAUUUCAUAG
Colletotrichum paranaense is the source of this 2289-nucleotide messenger RNA. Its product is annotated as Zn(2)-Cys(6) binuclear cluster domain containing transcription factor. NCBI's taxonomy places the organism in Eukaryota, Fungi, Ascomycota, Sordariomycetes, Glomerellales, Glomerellaceae. The transcript is spliced from 2 exons. Bases 1 to 2289 code for a protein of 762 amino acids. Gene Ontology annotation, biological process: DNA-templated transcription; regulation of DNA-templated transcription. The record is from RefSeq and is a predicted model, not a curated record. Gene Ontology annotation, molecular function: DNA binding; DNA-binding transcription factor activity, RNA polymerase II-specific; zinc ion binding.